Molecule: messenger RNA, 876 nt
Organism: Ramularia collo-cygni
Lineage: Eukaryota; Fungi; Ascomycota; Dothideomycetes; Mycosphaerellales; Mycosphaerellaceae
Exons: 1
Coding region: 1-876 (291 amino acids)
Source: RefSeq, a predicted model, not a curated record
AUGGCCAGCCCGAGUCCUGCCUACUCGCGGAUUCCCACCAACACUCGCACCGACGAUUGGACUUCGUCCCGCAGCUCCAGUUCCGGUGACCACUCCAACGAGAGUCCCAGCCCCACCGCUGACUCGAGCAGUCCAACAGCAUCCUCCGUCGAUCCGACUGAAGAUAAGAAGUCCGUCGUAUCGGAAUGCCCAUACGAACGAUAUUUCUCCGGAUUGCUUGCACCUGUCCCGAACGAAUACCUGCUCUCUGUGCGCGCGAGCAACGGUUCCUUCUUUCCUAUUCAAGUAUCGAGCACUCUACUUUGGAGACGCUCGGGUUGGUUCAAGAAGGAGAUGUCCAAGCCAUCGUCAACGGGAUCGACUGCAUGCUCGACAACUGGAUUGCGUUCGUUCUACGCAACCGAUUCGGUGAAGGGAAAGAUGAUCACAGCUCCGUUUACCACCGCCGAGGAACUGGAGCUCUACAUCGGUCUUCUCACCUCAGGCAAAGUCAGGCGUCAGCUCUUCAAUCAGGGCUACUCUCCUUCGACGAUGGAUACUCUCGUGCAGCUCUACUUCUGCUGCGUCAACUUCGAGGACCCGACAUCUGCAGAACUCGUUCUAGAGGAGGUGGCGUUGGGACUCACACGAUUUUCUGAUGACGAGUCUUUGAACGAUCUGGCGAACUUCAUCUGGAGCGUUCCAGCCGACGGGAUGAAGGAAGAAAUGCGAGUACUACGAAGACAGUUCAAGGACUGGGGCUUGAGGACCUUUUCGUGGGUACCGGCCGUGAAUGAAUGGAUGGAGGACGAGGGAAAGGGCCCUGAUGAUCUAGUGGAGAGGUAUACGUCGUUUCACAAGGACGUCAUUGUGGACUAUUGGAUGAAUCAGGAGUGA